Astyanax mexicanus (Mexican tetra) is the source of this 3908-nucleotide messenger RNA. Its product is annotated as zinc finger protein 239-like. The transcript is spliced from 2 exons. NCBI's taxonomy places the organism in Eukaryota, Metazoa, Chordata, Actinopteri, Characiformes, Acestrorhamphidae. The record is from RefSeq and is a predicted model, not a curated record. Bases 717 to 1517 code for a protein of 266 amino acids. Gene Ontology annotation, biological process: negative regulation of transcription by RNA polymerase II; regulation of immune system process; regulation of cytokine production. Gene Ontology annotation, molecular function: DNA-binding transcription factor activity, RNA polymerase II-specific; RNA polymerase II cis-regulatory region sequence-specific DNA binding.
CAUCUGGAAAUAUGCAGAACAGGCAAUUUAUUCUUCUUUAAUCUUCUCAAAUGCCAAGUUCACAGGGUCAUAAUAAAAAACUGUACAGUAAUAUGUUUUGUUAUUUAGGCUAUUCACAGUUUAAUAGGUAUAUUUUCAUAAUGUGGUGUCUGAUUCAACAGACUAUUUGAGAAUCUGGAUUUAGGGCAUCUGAAAACAUGCAGAACAGGCAAUUUAUUCUCCUUUAAUCUUCUCAAAUGCCAAGUUCAGAGACUCAUAAUAAAAAAAACUGUAAGUAUCACAUUAAAAAAUAUUUUCUUUCCUAUUUUAGUGAAAUACUUUAUUCUAAUUUGUAAAAUGAAAGAAAAGCCCCAUAGAAGUAGUUCUACGCUGUUUUAAAUGAGAGUUUUAGCUGUUUAGCUCCAUUCAGCGCGGUGAUGGGGUGUAAUGUGAUAUGGAGGGGGCGGAGCUCUACAUAACCCGAAUGAGGCUGAGCUUCGGGCUCUGCAGUUCUUUCGCAGCGCCUGAGGAGGAAGAGCAGGAUCAGCUGAACUACAGAAGAAAUAAAAAUAUUCCUGGUUUUCUCCAGAAAUUCAUCACUACCAACAACCAGGAUAAUUAACAAAAAGCAAUGUUAAACUGCUGAAAGAGGUGAAGCACAAGCCGUCCUGAAGAAUCUCCAGAACACGCAGAAAUCGUUUGACACAUUAAACAGACAAAUUAAGCCAAGUCCCGACAUGGAGAAACAUCAGCACUCUGUCAAGAGUUUUACUAAACAGAGUGAUCUCAAAAUUCACCAGCGCAUUCACACAGGAGAGAAACCACAUCACUGCUCAGACCUUGGGAAGAGUUUUACUAAACAGAGUAAUCUCAAAAAACACCAGCGCAUUCACACAGGAGAGAAACCGUAUUACUGCUUAGACUGUGGAAAGAGUUUUAAUCAACAGAGUAAUCUCAAACUGCAUCAGCGCAUUCACACCGGAGAGAAACCGUAUUACUGCUCAGACUGUGGGAAGAGUUUUACUAAACAGAGUACUCUCAAAAUUCACCAGCGCAUUCACACAGGAGAGAAACCGUAUUACUGCUUAGACUGUGGAAAGAGUUUUACUGAACAGAGUACUCUCAAAAUUCACCAGCGCAUUCACACAGGAGAGAAACCGUAUUACUGCUCAGACUGUGGGAAGAGUUUUAAUCAACAGAGUACUCUCAAUAAUCACCAGCGCAUUCACACCGGAGAGAAACCGUAUUACUGCUCAGACUGUGGGAAGAGUUUUACUAAACAGAGUACUCUCAAUAAUCACCAGCGCAUUCACACCGGAGAGAAACCGUAUUACUGCUCAGACUGUGGGAAGAGUUUUACUACAAAGAGUACUCUCAAUAAUCACCAGCGCAUUCACACCGGAGAGAAACCGUAUUACUGCUCAGACUGUGGGAAGAGUUUUACUACAAAGAGUACUCUCAAUAAUCACCAGCACAUUCACACAGGAGAGAAAACUAUCCCAAAUUUGUUCCACUGCAAUAAAAAGUGCAAAUCGUAAAUCUUUCAGACAGAACACCUUAUCCUACAAAAAUUUUUCACUUUGUCACUUGGGACACGUUCCACCAGAAACAAACAUGAACUGAAUUUAACAAUGGAUUUUACAGGUUCAGCAAAAUGAAUCUGAUCCAGCGAUGAUGUUUAUUGAAUUUAAUGUUAUGUUUUCUCGCAUGUUUGAUAUUCCAGGACAUUCUUCGUGAGACACAGCUCAGUUUUUAGGGUAGUUACGGUAGGAGUUCAGUUCUGAAGAAGGGAAGGUUGUUUAAGUUCGAGUGAGGGCACUGCCAGUGCUUGCACCAGAUGUUAGGUUAGCAUAAUUUAGUCUUUAAAAUGUAGAUGUUGUUAGGAGUACAGUAGGAUUCUUAGUCUGCAACUAAGCAUUUUGGAUCAAACCUUCAGUGCUUAUGCCUAAAAGGUUUUGAAUGCAUUUAAUCGCUUUUCUAGUAUAUACAGAUUUAAUUAUUUCCAUUAAUUUCCAGUAUCUCUGUUUUUCCUCUGUGGAAGCCGUCCUCAGUUCCCCAAGCUUAGCAUAGCUUACUUUAAUGCUAUCAACUGCCAGGCCACCCAUAUGAAAGGAUAAGGGGAAAACACCACCUGAGGAACUCCAGAGAGAGAGUGCUCACAAAAGUGUGACCCAGAGCCACAGAGAGACGACACUGUGCCGGGUACUGCCGUGUGGAGCAUUCAGACCCCACAGAGAGGCCAACAAAAUAUUUUCCAGAGGUUAAAUAAAACGCUCCAGCCGUAGUUCUCAUACUGAAAUCAACCCCCUCCAGACCUGUAUAGCGCAGUAAAGUUGCUGGCUCAUUUAUUGCCCCUGCUGUUGUUCUCUCUGUUACAAUAGAGGGAUAUUUUGUUGAUGUAUUACUCAAGUUUUUAACUCUUUUUCUUAUUAGAUAUUGUAUCUUGCUUAAGACUUUUUAAUCUCCAAAGUAACUAAGAAUAUCCAAUUAAUUUAGUUCAUUGAUUGUUUUUAUCCAGUAACAACUAUUAUCCUUGCAUUGCUUCACAUCUAUAUUUACUAGGGGUGCAGGAAAAAAUCGAUUGGAGCUAACAUUGAACGAUUCAGAAUCGAUUCUCAUUUUCCAAAAAAAACGUGUUUUUUGGGUGAAGCUACUGUCGCGCUGAGCUUUUUAACUGUCCCUGCGGAGCUCUUUAACUGUUAAAAAGCUCUGCGCGACAGGUGAACUCCCAGUUAGGCAACAGAGGGGUGUGCAUGCUAAAAUCCAGUGUAUUUAGUAUCUUCUCUGCUUGUUACAUAAUUAUAGCCUAUCUAACGUUCCACUCUUGACCUUGUGGCUGUUUAUGAGUGUUUUCUAGUUUUAACAAUGUCUACCUUUUAGAAAUGAAUACAGGAUUAGUCAACCAUGCUAGAAAUUAAUCAUUCAUUAUUGUGGCACUGUCACUACAUUGCAAAAAUAUUUUAUACAGUAAGGAACCUAAGUUUAUUGUUUGAAAUAAAUGUUCUAUUUGUUUAAAUUGUCUUUUCAUCUUUUUAUCUUCUCACAUAAUUUAAACAAAAUUUAUAGGCCAUUUGAAUUGAUAAAUCAUUCUAGAAUCGAAAAUCGUUUCUGAAUCGAAUCUUGACCCCAGAAAUCGGAAUCAAAUCAAAUCGAAACACUGAGAGAUUUAUACCCCUAAUAUUUACUCGUGUGUGUUUCAAUAAAAUGCUUUUAUAUUGCAAGAUCUCCAAUCUCGUGUUUUCUCACUAUAUGGUUGGUAACCUUUCUGUGACCUGGAACCUAUCCAUCCUGAGCCUGUUUUAUGUUAUUAUUUGGUGAAGGGUGUGAUUGGAGAUAACCACACCUGCACACUCUUAUUUUUAAAUGUUUUAUACAUUUAUAUAUACAGUUAUUAUUUUUCUGUUCACUUAAUAAUUUAUUUAAAAACUGCUCUCUUUUGAACUGUCACAAUGACGCAGGGCUUUGGAGGUUGUUUGUACGUUUUCAGGAAUCAGGAAGGUCAGAGUGUUUUCAUCAACAGGGAGAGCUGUGAGGAGAACGUGACCCUGAGUGGCAGAGAAGCUUCACUGCUGUUCUGCUGUUCUGGGACCAGUGUAUAUGAACUAGGAGACAACAAGCUCUCUGAGUGAAGUGCUGGGAACCUCUUCUCAGAUAUCCAGCGCAUGCCUGUUCUACACACCGUAAAGUCGCACACAGGCCAGAAGAUCUUUCCAUCCACUCUUUUCCUCUGUUUCAUCUUCUCACAGACUUUAAGGCACAUAAGGAUUGUUUGGAACACAAGGACUGUCUGCUGUGUUCAUGAAGGACACAGAGCUGAACAACAUCAUGAUAAGAACUUGUUGCUCAGACAGGCUGGAGCUGAUCACGUCAUCAGAACUGGACAACAAGCUGUUAACUGGACUGGAUAAAUGUAUAACUGCUUGGAUUAA